Molecule: messenger RNA, 9522 nt
Organism: Galleria mellonella (greater wax moth)
Lineage: Eukaryota; Metazoa; Arthropoda; Insecta; Lepidoptera; Pyralidae
Product: titin-like
Exons: 21
Coding region: 78-6944 (2288 amino acids)
Biological process (GO): removal of superoxide radicals
Molecular function (GO): copper ion binding
Source: RefSeq, a predicted model, not a curated record
UCGCGAACAGGUAACGAAAACGACAGUUUGAAACGAUAUUUAUUUAUUUAUUUUAUUGUCUGUGGUCGGUCGAAACAAUGAAGUUUUACCUGGUCUAUAAAAAUAACGGCCUGUACGAUCCAGUGCUGGACGAAUACGAGCCAAUAUACGAGCAGAUAGACCGGGAAGAUUUCGACCGACCAUCUCAACCGACUGAGGUAUUCCAAAUACAGCAAUUCUUGGACCCUAUCAACCCUGAAUACUACGAGAAACAAGAUUUAAAUCAGAUCAAUUCCAAUUUUUAUGAUGAUCCACAAAACCCUAACAAUAUUACCGAAUUUAACGAUCCCAGUCAAAUUUUGUUGGGAACCCCGAAACCGUCUGAAUCCAGGUCCUUAACUGCAUCCCCUUUCGCUUUAUCUACUAAACCUUACCGUCCUUUUUCCACGGAACCCUUAGGUGACAUCCCAGAUUUAGAAGACCCAAUAAUAUUAAAUCCUAACUACAGGGAUGAGUUCGGAAAACAUGGUGAAGACGAAGAAGUCGUCGAAACUAAAUUUAAAUUGCCUAUUUCUGAACAAUACGAUCCAGACUGGAAGAAGAAACAAGAGAAAAUCAAAAAAGAAAAAGAAAUAAUAGACAACAGGUUAAAAGAGUCUACAGAAAGAAAAACUGUUGAAAGUAAUUCUAUAUUAACCAAAAAUGUAGAACAAAUUAGCAAGACAACAAUUGAAGAGUUUAAAUCUGAACUGAUGACAAAAGAAGAAAUUGAAUUUACAAAGAAAAUGAAACAGGAAAUUGACAUUGAUAAAAUUGAAAUGACUGCAACGAACAUUGUCAAUGAAAGUAUAGAAAAAGCAAUGACUGUUGCAGAAGAAAUAAAAAAAGAAAUAGACGUGGAACUCUUAGAUCACACUAUAAUCAAACAGGAUGCGGAAAUUGUAGAGACUAAAACUGUUGAAGAAUGUGAAUUAACAAAUGAAAAGAUUAAUACCGAAUCUCAUAAACAAUCUGUUAAAGGUAUUACGAAGGAAUCUACUUCUGAUACAGCUCAAUUAAGUUCAGAAUCUAUGACUGCAGUAUCAGCAAAAGAACCAACUGUGGUUACCAAAGAAGCUAGUGAUGAAAUUGUUAAAAGUGAUAAAACUGAUAUCAAAGUAGCCAAAAUAGUUGAAAAAUUCGAUUCUAAUGAGAUUGUAGAGAAUUCGAUAAAUGAGAGGCGAUUAUCUGCUAAGCAAGAAAUAGAAGAAACUAUUGAAUCAGGAAGCGUUAGAAGAAAAUCAAUGAUAUUUGAUACAGAAGUAGAUACUAAAGAAGUUUUGGAAAGAAAAGAUAGCCAGAGAAAAAAAUCCCUACAAGAAGCUCAGAAAUCUUAUCGCCAAGAAUCUGAGACUUUUGAAACAUCCCAGAAAACCAACGAAUCUAAAAUACGUGAUGAAAGAAUUUGUUCUAAAUUAUUAGCAGAGCAAAGAGCUUAUACGAUCGGUUUACAGACCAUUCCAAAUAUAAGGGGCUCUAUACAUUCAAAUUACCAUUACAAUUUGUUAUUAAAAACAUUUUUUAUUCAUUUAACUGAUGUUAUGGUAGCACUAUCUAGAUUUAUUCUAAGUGAGCCUGUAUUUACAAAUUUGGAUGAAAGUCAAGAAAAAGUUACUACUCAUGUGACGAAAAAUGAGAAACAAGUAAAAACAGAAUCGGAACAAAAAGAAACUAAAAAAGAUAUAAGAAUUUCAGAUAAAACAGAUAUCAAAACAAUUGUAAAAGCUGACGAAAACAAAAGAGUUGAAGCGUCAGCAGUUAAAGAUGCAAAAGAAAUAAAUGUAAGUAAGCUGGAGGAAAACAAAACUACAAAAGUAUUCGCAAAAGAAGUGGAGAAGAAAAGAAUUGAAGAACAGAAAAAUGUUACACAAGAGAAAAUUGAAGAUGUUCAACAGAACUUAGUAGUAGAAGAAGAAAAGGGUCAUAAGCGUAAUUUAUCGGGGUCUAAAAUGGCGCAACUCAGCGAAAAGAAAUCAGAAGAACUAACUGUUAAAAUGGAUGCCGUGAUAUCAGAAUUCCAGAACAAAACUGGAAUAGAGGAAUCAGAAGUUAUAGAACGUCGUAACAGAAGGUCUAGGAGCCGCAGUCAGAUUGAAGAAGAAGUAAUGAAUGAGAGCGAUCCACUAGAAUGGUUAGCGAAAAAAGAUAAUGUCAGUUCAUCACAAGCAGUAACUGAAAUCAAAACGUCUAAUAAAUCUGUUAGUAGCAUGUCACAUUCUACAACACAAAAAAAGGUUGAAACGCAUGAAGCUAAACAAAUAACCACUACGCAAUCGAAAGAAAAACAGAUGUAUGUCGCGAUAGUCGAAGCUCAUGUUUUCACAAAUAAAGAUGCAAUUUUCGAAGAGCAAUUAGCAGAAUUUUCUGAAACUGCAUCAGUGCAAAGUGCCGAUGAAGUUAACAUAGCUAUUGAAUGUAAUGAAGCUGUGAGUACAGAAAAUGUGGCAUUGAAGCAUGAGCAACUUAUAAAAGAAGUAGCUAAAUCUGCAGUAGAAGAUACUCACGUUUCUUCAUUUGCUGCUACAACAGAAAAAACAAAAGUUCAAGUAGCUGAAGAAGUUAUUAAAGACGUUCAAGAAGUCGUGGAAAAGAAAUCACAUCACCAAAUUGCAACGGAAUCUGCAAUUAAAAAUAUAAAAGAAAUUGAAAGUAUCAAUAUUAAAAGUGAGCAGAUGUCGGUUAAAGAAGAGUGCAUAACCAAGUCGGUUGCUAAACAAUUAGAAGUCAAUGUUGAAGCAUCUAAAAAAGAGGCCAUUGAAAUCGAAGAAAUAAUUAAUGAUUCAUCGUCUGUUGUAAUUAAUGAAGAAGUAGAAAAUCACAUUCAAUUAGCUGAAGAAGAAAUAAUUGCAGAAAAGAAAGAAGAAUCAUUAGAUUUAGAAGUAUCCGCCGCUGUAAAAGUAGAGAAUGUCAUUAAACCGAUCGAACCACAAGUUGAAUCUACUGAGUUGAAAAUCGUAAAAGAACAAGUCAUAGAAGUGGACAAUCCUCCUGAAAUUAGACAAGAAUCUCAGACUAAAAUCGUACAAAUCGAGCAAUCACUUGACCUGUCCAAACAGCAAAUGGCAGUAUCUUUAAGCAAAUUUGUCGACAUAUCUGAAUCUAGUUCAUGUGAAUUUGUACACGAGAAAGCCGAGAGUCAUAAAUCAGAAGUAAUCCAAGAAUCUACUUUCGUGGCAAAGUCUUCAGAAUCAUCGACAUCAAAAUCGUCAUCACACAAUCUCACAUUGCGCACUGAUUUAGCCCAACAGGUUAUUUUGGAUAGGCAAUCGUCUGUGCAAAGCGAUGAGAAUAACAAUAUAGAUACACCCACCCCGUCAACUGUUCCACCAACACCUUUAACUGACGAAUACGUAUUCAAAUUGCAAAUACCGCUUCCUAAAACUAAAGGAACCCUAAUAGUCGAGCACGAGGAUCCGAAUAUUGUGAAAAAAGAAGAUUUUCACGAAGAUCCAAAUAUAGUUAAGAAAAAGUUAGUGCCCCAUAUUGAGACGAAUUUAGAAUCUCCCAUACUUUACGAUCCUCCAUUACCAACUCCCCCCGAGGAGAAAGUUUCUUUUCCUGUUUAUACAAAACCAGGGUUACGGGGUGGCGCUGAUGGAAAAUAUUACAGGCGGGAAGAAAUCUUGGAGAUCGGAAGAAAGUCGUCUCUUUUAGCGUCGGCUAUUGAUGAAACAAUUAAAAGCAUAGAGGAAUAUAAAGAACAAGUUGGUAUGGAUACUAACACGGAUAUCGAUGUUGAAGUAAAAUCAAAAAUUGAGUAUAAUACUGCAAAAACAGAGAGUUUCUCAAAAGAAGAAACCACUGUUGAAAUGCAACAAGUGUCUAAAGCUGAAGAAGUUAAAAUCGAUUAUAAAGCAGAGACAGAAUGGUCUAAAAUCGAUAAACAGGUUACUGAUAAUGUGGAAAGUAUCGAUGAACUGUCUAAGGCGGCUAAAGUUGAUAUUACAGAUGUAGAUGAGAAAUUAAAAUCAGAUAUGAUAAAAGAUGAAAAUAAAUUUUUAGAUACUAACCAAUUAAUUGAAGCUAGUGAUAAAGUAACAGACAAAGAUAUUAAAGAAAGUUCGACAAUAACAGAAAAAGUAUUAGAAAGUAAAGAAAACUUUGCAGCUAGUGAAACUAAUAUACAAAAUGCAGAAAAAAUAAACAGUCAUAAUCUAGAAUCUGUUCUAAACUUUAAAGAUGAAAGCAUAUCCGAAACUAUAGCAAGAGUAGAGAAGAUUGAAAAUGAAGAAACUACGAUGUUAGAGGAAAAGAAGGAUCCAUUGCUUGGUUACAGACCUGUCGUUUUUAAUCCAGAAGAAAUUGUUAAGCAUAAACACUUUGAAAUGGUUGAGGAACAGAAGCCUCCAGAACCUUCUAGAUUGUACAUGACACCUACUGGUGAAAUCUUGGGUACCGUUCAAGGAAUUGUGGAUGGUUUAGAGGAAGCGACCGUGGAUGAAGAAGUUGCCAAAGAAUUAGGCAAACCCGGUAUGACAGAGGAGAAGAUAGCAGAAUUAAUUUCCGGUGAAUCCGAAAUGCUGAGAGAGGCCCACGUAAUGGGCCUGAAACGAGUGAUAUCCUCACACAUGCACCGAACAAUAGAGGAUGAUUCCAGCGUCGACUUCAAAAAAAUCAAGCCUAUCGUGGAAUCGCUGCACAAUUCUGAAGUCUUGAAGGCACUGAACGAGGAGUUGAUUAAGACUAAAGAGGAGAAAAAGAAAGAAGAAAGGAAGUGGACGACGUUCCUGCAGAAACCAAAGAGGCCAGUGCCGAAAGCCAAAUUUGGGUAUUACGCGUAUGUGGAACAAGAGGAACCAGUUGUUGAGGAACCGUAUAAAGUGAAAAUAGUGAAACAACCUAAGCCUAAAGUUGCUCCCGAUUACAAAAGAGAGGACUUUGACACUGGACCACUACCUUGGGAGGAGAGAGCUCUAAACGAGCCUAGCCCCCCACCUAUCGAGCCAGAAGAACCUAUAUUAGUGCCUGAAGAGGUGCCAGAGUUUCUGGAAGCCGUAGAUCCCCUACCAGAGAGCGAAGUUCCAGAUCUAGAAGAAACUGGUAUACCUUUACCACCACCAAAACUCGAAACCGAAGAAACCGUGCAACCAGAAAUAGCUUUUGAAGAUUCAAAAACAGAAGAUAUUAAAGAAGAAACAGAUACACCAUCAGAACCCGCGGUAGAAGAGACACAGAAAGUAACAGAAAAUAUGGAGAGCCAAUUAGCUAAUCAAUUGAUUACCAACGUUCAAAGUAUGGUUGAUCCCAAUGCAACUUUGGAGCAGCAGUUGGCCCAGAUGAGAGCUCAACUGGCCGCGUUGGCUCAAUUGCCAGGGGUCAUCCAGCAGACCCUGGAGUUGGUCACUCGACAGCUGAGUCAGAUUACUGUUCAGGAAUCAGUUGCAAAGCAACAAUUGAUCGAGAAUUUAAUAUCUGAAACUCAAACUGAAUCUAAGGAACAAAAUGAAGCUAAUGAUCAUAUUGAAACAAUUGUACAAGAAGUAACAGAUAAUGGAGUGGAAGAGAACACUCCAGAACAGAACAUGAUUGUAGAAGAGAAAGAGAAUGUAAUACCGGAGAUGAAACAACCAUCUCUCACCCAGGAAGAGAUGGAGAAACUGAGAGCGGAGGAAGCGGAGAUGUUAGAAGAACAGAGGAGAAUUGAGAAGCAAAAGAAAGCAAUUAUAGAAGAAAUGAGGCAAGAACAAGAGUCUAGACAAUUGAAACAACGCCCCACACCCCGUGUGGGGAAGCCGAAACCUGUUUUUGGGCCGGCCACCCCACAAGAGCGUCCGUUGGUCCUACCGGGUGGUAGAAAAUGGCGGGGUCCAAAAGACGCAUACAACGAGCAAUUCUUCGCCGAAACAUUGACCGCUCAAGCUGAGCUAAUACAAGGGAAAACCAAAGGGUUAUCAUACGAAAGUGCGCUACUGCCAUAUGACGACAGGAUCAACUUCAUGAAAUACGAGAAGCCGCCGGUGUCUCUGGACCACCUGCAGCACUCGGAUGUGUACAAACUGGUGCACAACAUGGACCAAGCACCGGUCAAGCGUGUUGAGAUGCUGACGCCGGUGGUUGCCGAGGUCGACUAUAGGGAGUUGGAAGUGUUGGUAGAUUUUGGGCAAAACCCUGAACAGAAGGUAUUGGAUAAAACACUUUCAGAGCUGAAGUCUCAGGACGGAGUUAAAGAGGCACAAUACAAAGACGGAGCCAUUGUGGUUGAAACAACACUCCCCAAUGCGGUCAUACUGGACAUCGUUGCCAGGACGUCGGGCAAACGGACUGUGUUGCAAGGAUUCGGAGACACCCAGUCAGCAGUGGCCAUGGUGACAGGCGAGUCGUGCUGCCGUGGUAAUGUGGUGGGAGUGGUGAGGUUCCAGCAGGCCGGCGACGGUGCCCUCAUAGCCGACGGUAGCAUCGACGGCCUGACCGCCGGCCCGCACGGUCUACACGUCCACGAAGUUGGAGACUUGAGUAAGGGCUGCCAGUCGAUAGGUGACCAUUUUAACCCAUACAACUCGCCGCACGGAGCUCCUGAGGAUCCUAAAGAGUUGAGGCACGCUGGGGACCUGGGCAACAUUGUUGCUGAUGAGAAUGGAAGGGCGACUUUUAGGAUUCAGGAUAAUGUACUAAAAAUCUGGGACAUCAUCGGUAGAUCAGUGGCAGUAUCAGAGAGACAAGAUGACUUCGGACGAGGUUCUUCGCCACAUUCCAAGAUUAAUGGGGACAGCGGGAACCCAGUCGCUUGCGGCGUCAUCGCUCGCUCGGCGGGUGUGUUCCAAAAUCCAAAACGCGUAUGCGCGUGCGACGGCGUCGUGGUAUGGGACGAGAGGGACAAACCUCUUGCGGGGAAGGGGCGGAGGGAGGGGAAAAAGUGCGGCGGCUGUUGCCAGAGGGACAAUAAAGAGAUGCGUGAUGAAGUGGUCAAGCAGUGCUGUAAAGUUUAGACUAAUUUUUUUUAUACCACUGAGAUGGCAAACAAGCAUACGGCCCACCUGAUGGCAAGUGAUUAGGUAUUGCAUCGUCGUCAUCAUUUAUCAUUUCAGCCAUUCUCCGUCCACUGCUGGACAUAAGCCUCCCCCAUAGAUUGCCAUAAAGAACGGUCCUGAGCCACCUGCAUCCACCGACUCCCUGCAAUGCAUUUCAGGUCGUCUCUCCAUCUAGUAGAGGGUCCUACACUGCGUUUACUCAUACAUGGUCGACACUCAAGAGCCUUUCUUCCCCAUCGGUUGUCGAUUCUUCGAGCUAUGUGACCAGCCCAUUGUCACUUCAGCUUGCUUACCCUUCAGGCUAUGUCGGUUACUUUGGUUCUUUAGCGGAUAUCCUCGUUUCGGAUUCUAUCACGCAAAGAGACUCCGAGCAUAGCCCGCUGAGUAGCUUGUAGCUUUUGCAUUCGGGUAAUCGUGUAGGACCAUGUGUCGGUUCCAUAACUCACACGCACUGGUUACCCCUUCUUUGCAUACUGGUGGAAAUUUCCAUCAUAACAUUGAACGCCCAAAAAUUAUAUAAAAGAACAAGUUCACUUUAACUUGAUCGUGUCUGGAUACCUUUUUAAUGUCCAUUGCAGAAAAACAAAACUUAGCUGUCAAAUUUAUUUCUUUAACCAUUUUUCCUUUAAUUUUGAACAUGAAUUAUAUCACCUUGAUUUAUUUCACCAAUAAAUUUUUUUUUUUGGUAAUGAGUAAUUAUUGUGGGAUUACUUCUGUGUUAUUUUUAAAUAAACCUUUUUAUGGGAACAAUGAUUUGUUUUUUUUUUAUUGGCAACUAAGUUUUACCCGCGACUUCGUCCUUGUGUUUCAACCGUGAAGCAGUUGUGUUUGCAUGGCUGUGUUUCGGUUUGAAGGGUGGGAUAUGGCGUGAAUUUACUGGGUACAGAGGAAUAACACCUGAGUCCUCAGGAAUGGCAACGCAUGAGGGGUAUCAUAAGCGAAACAGUAUGUCCACGGUACUGCUCAUGUCUAUAGGCGACGGUUACCACUUUUCAUUAGGUGGGCCGUCAGCUUGUUUGCCAUUCUAAGUUGUAUAAAAAAAAUUAUAUAUCCCGUACGGGCAAACGCAGUGUAUGACGGCCCCCUCUAUUUCGUCCGACUCCAAAAAGAAGACAGUUCUAAUUUCGGUUGUAUUUUUCUAUAUCUGUUACCUCAUCACACCGUCAGUGGUAAAACCGAUUUGGAAAAUUCUUUUUUAACUGUAAGGAAGAAUCCCAUAGAGAUGUUAUAAAAAUGGGUUAAGUAGUUUAGUUUUUAAAUCAAAACUGGCUUUGCCACAACUAAAGUUUUUUUUAUACCACUGAGGUGGCAAACAAGUAUACGGCCUACUCGAUGGUAAGCGGUUACCUCAGCCUAUGAACGCCUGCAAUACGCGAGGUAUUACGCGCGCGUUGCCGUUGUUUUUUUUUUGUAUAAGAGAAUUAAAUUAUUUUUAAAUGCUACUAAAAAAUCAACAAUCUAUCGUACCCUUAGAUUAUGUGGAUAGAGCAUCGAUACUCAAAAACGGAUCAACUUUUUGUCAGCUAAUUGGCAAAUUGACUCGUCUUUUUAUCAGUGUUCUAUAUACUUACGCACACAAUGUAUCUUGACGUAUUAUUUAAUAAACAAAAUGAGUGUUUACGCAUUAAAACGAUGCAGAAAUUAUAAGACAAAAUAAAUAUAGGAGUUAUAUAUAUAUAUAUAUAUAUAUAUAUAUUCCUUUAGAAUCACUCGUAACUAUUUAUCACGUAAAAUUGUAUGAAAAACUUGACCUGGAUUUCUCGGUUUGUAUAGAGACACUCUAUCUAUAUAAUCUAAGGUCGUACCAUACUACAAUGCCAAGAAAAUAAUAAACUCCCAUCAAUUAAAUAAACAUAUUGUUUCCUUUCUCUUUAUUUGAGAAUAGAUGCCAAUAAACAGAAAUAUUAAUUGCUAACAAAUAAUAAUUUUAGAAGCCUUAGUAAUAUUACUAAGCUCGUUUAAAAAUAACAAUAAUGAAAAAAUAUUAAAGAUUUACAUAAUGGAACUGAGACGGUUUACAAAAAAUUAUACAUUGUAAUACUAUAUUCAGAAUUUGUUAUGAGUAUAAUUCACGAAAUGUAAAAAAAAGAAAUAGUUUUUGUGAAAUAACAUUAUGACAUGUGAUUAUUACAAUUAUAAACUGUAAUAUAAUGUAAGAUUGUAAUAUUGUUAUACUAUUUUUAGAAUUUGUUACGAAUAUAAUUCACGGAAUGUACAAAUGGUGUGUAGUUUUGUAAAAUAAAAUUAUUACAUGUAAUUAUUACGAUUAUACAUUGUAAUAUUGUAAUACUAAUUUUAGAAUUUGUUACGAAUAUGAUUCCAUAAAAUGUAGAAAUAUUAAAUUGUUUGUAACAAACGAAACAUUACAUUUAGAAAAUUAUACGCUGCAACGGUGCUCGUGAAUUAUCAUUUUUCUCAUCCUUGUUUUCUUACAUUAUCAUACGCUGCCUGUGAUUGUGUUAUUGUAUUAUUUCCACAAGUUUAUUAGUUGUAUACUUUUAAUGAAUAAAAAUUAUAGUUACACAUGUUACAGAAA